GGUAUACGCUGAGAAUGCCACGCUCCUUCCUGGUGAAGAGUAAGAAGGCUCACACCUACCACCAGCCUCGAGUCCAAGAGAAUGAGCUGGUCUGGCCACCUGCCCUGACCCCUGUCACCAGGGACCAGAUCCUGAGCAACAGCCCUGUUCUCAGCACCUUGUUCCCAAACCAGGGCCUGGAUUGGACCAGCCUGAAACAGGAGCCUGAGCCAGAGCUGGAUCCCAGCUUGACAAGGAUGGUUGAGGCACCAGAGGGCCCUAUUGUGAUGUCCCGAGCCCAGGACAGUGACUCACCAUCUUCCGACUCACCCCCGUUCUACAAGCCCAGCUUCUCCUGGGAUGCCUUGGCUUCAUCCUACAGCCACAACUACCAGCAGGCCCCCUCCACCAUGCAGUCUGCCUUCCUGGAGCGCUCCGUCAGCUUGUAUGGCAGUCCACUGGUGCCUAGCACUGAGCCCCCCUUGGAUUUCAGCCUCCGCUACUCUCCAGGCAUGGACGCAUACCACUGCCUCAAAUGCAACAAGGUGUUCUCCACCCCCCACGGGCUCGAGGUGCAUGUCCGUCGCUCCCACAGUGGGACCCGGCCCUUUGCCUGUGAUGUCUGCGGCAAAACCUUCGGCCACACCGUGAGCCUGGAGCAGCACACACACGUCCAUUCCCAGGAGCGCAGCUUCGAGUGCCGGAUGUGUGGCAAAGCCUUCAAGCGCUCAUCCACCCUGUCCACCCACCUGCUCAUCCACUCGGACACACGGCCUUACCCCUGCCAGUUCUGCGGCAAGCGUUUCCAUCAGAAGUCGGACAUGAAGAAGCAUACCUACAUCCAUACUGGUGAGAAACCACACAAGUGCCAGGUAUGUGGAAAGGCCUUCAGCCAGAGCUCCAACCUCAUCACCCACAGCCGGAAGCACACCGGCUUCAAGCCCUUUACUUGUGAGUUGUGCACCAAGGGUUUCCAGCGCAAGGUGGAUCUCCGACGGCACCGUGAGAGCCAGCAUAACCUUAAGUGA
Molecule: messenger RNA, 1007 nt
Organism: Chrysochloris asiatica (Cape golden mole)
Lineage: Eukaryota; Metazoa; Chordata; Mammalia; Afrosoricida; Chrysochloridae
Gene: GFI1B
Product: growth factor independent 1B transcription repressor
Exons: 6
Coding region: 15-1007 (330 amino acids)
Biological process (GO): regulation of transcription by RNA polymerase II
Cellular component (GO): nucleus
Molecular function (GO): DNA-binding transcription activator activity, RNA polymerase II-specific; RNA polymerase II cis-regulatory region sequence-specific DNA binding
Source: RefSeq, a predicted model, not a curated record